Molecule: messenger RNA, 4169 nt
Organism: Astrephomene gubernaculifera
Lineage: Eukaryota; Viridiplantae; Chlorophyta; Chlorophyceae; Chlamydomonadales; Astrephomenaceae
Source: the annotation of a GenBank genome assembly
AUUUGGGUCUUGCCUACUUUACGUUAACACCGCUCCCGUUCUACCAUAGUGACUUUGCAUUUGUAUUAGUCUUGUACACGUAUAGCACCUAUAUAGGCAUUUCCACUGCCAACUCCUUCGAAGUAUUAGUGAGCAUUCACUGCCCUAGCAAUGCGAUCCCUAACUAAUACCAAGUAACGCUUGGGUUUAUACCUACUUACUAGUUAAAUUAUAAUGACGGGCAUAACUGCGCGGCCGACUGCCCUGCGCGAUGUGGGAGCCGUGGACGCGCUUGUUAAGCAAGUUUCCAAAGCUGAAGUCAGUAGCACACACCUACUGACCAGCGCACUCCUGAACCUGUCAGCAGUGGACGAAAAGGACAACGUCGUGGGAUACCUAUGCCUGGACGAUAUCCCAUGCGCAAGGCUGGGCCAGUCAAGCGAGGCGGCGGAGUUCUGGAUUGAGGAGGCGUCGGGGCCGCGGAUAAAGCUGGGCAGCACUGCUUUUGUGCGCGUGUGUUCAACCGCUCCCUUGUUUGAGAUCGAGGCGUCAACGACUCUGCUGCGCAGCGCCUUCUUGCUUGUUCCCACAUUACAGACGGUGCUUAUGGCCGCUGGUGGUGAAAUCUCGUUUACCGAACCAGGCCUAGCGUCAGUCUUCACCCGUGUGGCCAGCAGCAAGGAGGCCGGCGUGGUGCUCUACGAGGCCAAGCGCGAGGCGGUGGUGCCACCCCUAGCCGUGCGGCCCGCACGGGUGGAGGACCAUGAUGACAUGCUGCCCAUCCUGCAGCGCUGCGAGAAGGCAUUCCCUGCGCUGGCCAAGCUCCCCGAGAGCAGUCGGCCGGAUGAGCCAUUCGCGCUGACACGUGUGGUCGCCGGGCAGGAUGAGCGCAACCGCGUGCUGGUGGCGGAGGCGGACGGCCGGCUGGUGGGCUUCAUCGUCAUGACCAGCGACGUGGACACCACGAGCCUGGCGGAAACCUUUGAUUUGCACCCGUACGACAACUUCUUGCCGCCUGAGCUGUACGAGCAGCAGUAUCAGACGGCGAAGGAGGCGGUGCGGGAGCAGAAGCUGACGUUGUUGCGAGCGGAAGCGGCGCGGCGUGCAGGCCCCGGGGCCGAGGAUGGCAUGGCGACCUCUGUGCCUCAGGUGCUGCAGGUAGAGCAAGCUGGAACAGGCGACGGUGAGGGGACGCAGGGCACGGACCCGACCAGCGGAACCGGAGGUGGUGACGGUGGUGCGGGUACUACGACCGGUGGGGAAUCAGGCGAUGCGGAGCAACAGGAAGGGGAAGGCGGAGAGGCCGGCAGCAAAGGGACUCGGUCGGGAAGCAGCGGCGAUGGGGCUGCAGCGGCGGCCGCGGCGGCGGCAGCCGCCGCGGCUGCUGCCGAAGCUGAGGCCAUGGCGGCGGCAGCGGAGCCCACGGAAGAGGAAAUCCGCGCGGAGAUGCUGGCCAUGUUCGCCGGGGAACCGGAUGCGGAGCCGACGCUGUUUGCGGUAACCAUGCUUUGCAUGGACCCCGCCUACGAGUCGCAGUCCUGUGAGUUCCUGGGUCCCGCCUUCGCCGCCUUUUCCGACAAGCUCUACUGCGUGGUGACGCUGCCGCAUGACAGCCACGAGCCGGUGCUCAUGGAGACCAUGACGCGCAUCCAGCCGCUUGCCGGCACCCUCUUCCCCGAGGUGCUCUUCAUGUUCCACCGCCACGCGCUCAUCUCCGAUUUCUCCGUCCGCCUGGGUUCCGCGGAGGACCUGCCCAUGGUAGCCACCCUGGUAUCCGGCAUGCCCAACGCCACGGACAUCUGCGCCUCCUUCAACGGUGCCGCCGCCGCGGGAACCGCCGUGGUGGCGCUGUGCCAGGGCGAAAUCAUCGGCCUGUGCACCGUCAACCCGGAGGUCGACCUGGAGCUGCUGCAGGCGAACUUUGCGCUGUCGGGCCACGUGGACCUUGCCUACCAGUCGCGGGAGCAGCACGGCGAGAUCGACAUGUACACCAUGAACCCCAUCUUUGUGCACCGGCACCGCUCCUUCCUGGCAAGCGCCAUGCGGCUGCUGGGCAAGAGUGCGCUGUACUACGCGCUGCCCCCCGGGCAGCAGCCGCCCGACAUGCAGGAGGUGCUGGAGCAGGUGGCCCCGCGGCACCGUACGGCAAGUGACAAGCAGCUGCAGGCGGAGUUUGCGCUGUAUGCGUUCACGCGGCAGGCGGCAUUCAAGCGGCGGCGUUGCGUGAACUCCCAGAUUGUGAUUGCGGGCGGCAGCGAGUGCGGUCUGGCGGUGCUGGAGCGGCUGCUGCUGGACCCCGAGCUGCAGUUCAACUACCUCACACUGCUGGCGCCGGGGGGCAUCAAGGUGGGCGGCAUGGUGUGCCAGUACACCGCCGGCGUCAUCGCACGGCUGGGUCUGGAGGCGCGUGUGCUGCUGCUAGACGCCGAGGUUACCGGGCUGGACCGCAACGCACGCAUCAUCGACCUGUCGGACGGCUCGCAACUGUCGUACAACCAGCUGGUCAUCGCCUCGGGGCUGCAGGACCAGAGCCGCUACCGCUUUGCGGAGCACGACCCCGAUGUGGCCGGCCUGCUGGUCACCGAGCUGGAACUGGCUGCGGACUUCACCAUGAACGAUGCCAUGGUCAUGAACAGCAUUCUGGUGUACGGCAAUGCGCUGGGCGCCUACCAUGCGCUGAGCGUGCUGGAGGCCAAGGGCGCCGGCGAGAAGACGCGGUUCAUCGCGCCGCCCUCGCAGCACCCGCCGCUGGUGGCGUUGCUGCAUGAGGUGGCGGAGGAGGCGGGCUACGUGUUGCCGCUGCCGGAGGAGCGGGACAUUGCCAUGCUGGAGGCCGUACAGCCCAUCAGCUCGGAGCUGCAUGCCACCGCCGUCCUGGUGGAUCCCAGCGAGCCGAGUAAUCGUGAGGAGCUGACGAUAGACCUGCUGGUGGGCUGCGAGCCGCCGUCGGUGUCGCGCGCGCUGUUCACCUGCCUCAACGACGCCAGUCUGGUGUUUGACGGCCGGUUGGUUGUGGACGGGGCGUUCCGAACCAACGAUCCGAACAUCUACGCGGGUGGCACGCUGGCCAAGCUGUCCCGCCGCUACGGUGGUGCGCAUCUGGAGCACUACAAUAGUCGCGACGUGGGCAUGAAACUCGCGGCCAGCCUGGUGGCGUGCUUCGUCUCGAGCGACGGGGACAAGCCCGGCUCUUCUGCUGGUGGUGCUGGCGAGGCGCAAGGCUCCUCACCCGCGGAGCCGCCGCCAGCACCCGCGCUCAACCGCGCACGUGCCGUGGGCUGCGCGCUUCCCGGCGGCAACCACUUCAUGUUCGCAGGCUGUCCCAAGGCGCUCGCCAGCCCCUCGCUGCGAGCACCCGAGGGCGGCAUGCAAAUCCGCACCAAGACGGAACGCGGCCUCACGCAAGUCACCCUGGACGCUGACGGUCGCGUGCACAGCCUGAUCUACCUGGGCCGCGUGCCCGUGUCGCCUGCACGACUGGGUACCCUCGUUGGCCUGCACGCCAACUACCUGAACAACUUGACGACGCGCUACAAGGAGGGCUCCGUGCAUGACCUGCUCACCUUCCUCACGGAGCCCUGGGCGGACCUGCUGUACAACGAGUCCUUCCUGGGUCUGCGGGAGACGCUGUUGGACAUGGGGCUGGCGGCCAUAUCCGCGAGCAGCGGCAAGGACGUGGAGGGCGGGCUGGUGGAGUGGGUGACGAGCGCGCAGGAUGCGGUGCUGGAGUUUGCCCGGGCGCAUGCGUCGGAGCUGCCUGCGUACUACAUGCCUUCGCCGGCACGGACUUGAAGGGCGGGAAGGUGAUGGGGGAGGAUGCUAAGGGGGCGGGGCGUGCUGUGGUAGGGCUGCUGCAGGCGAUGGCCAGAAGUGGGUGUUUGUGGUUGGUGUUAACAUGCGUGGUGGCUUAUGAUAGGCUGUUUGGCUUGCACGCGAUGUGAGCUUAUCUGCAUAGACUCUGGUAGUGUUUCCAGAAGGCUAGGUGUGACCUGCUAGGAGGGUACACUGCGAUAGGUGUAUGCCCAUGUCAUUCCAAUGCCGAGGUGCUGACGGUGCGAGUUUACCGUUACACGGCUUAGGCCCUUGGCAUGCUGCCAAUGGGAACUUUAUUCUGUGCUAUAUCACAACUGACGAGCAUGCCAGGACGGCUACAGUGCAACUGGACAGUCGACCCAAUCGCCCAACCGUGU